UCGGGCUAGGUGCGUGGCGGUAGCAGCCGCUGCCACUGAAUACGGUAACAUUCAGCAGAUGCCCAGUGCAUUCGCGCACACAGAUUAACAUGUUCCGAACAGGGCUUUUCCCCGUGACCUUACUCAUUCUUCUGGCUGAAACAGCAAAUUCCAAGAGAAGCACACUCCCUGCACCAAUAAAGGUGCACUUCUUGUCAACAAACUUGCAGAACGUUCUACACUGGGAAGUGUCUACCAUGACAGGAUCUGGGAAACAACAUUUCAGCGUGCAGUAUAAAGUGUAUGGAGAAAGCGAUUGGAAGAUCAAAGCUGAAUGCCAGAAUAUUACAAAAACAUAUUGUGACCUUUCAAAUGAAACAGAUGAUUACAAAGAAUAUUAUUAUGCCAGAGUAAGGUCUGUUUCGGAAGUAGGCUUUUCAAAUUGGAUUAGAAGUGGAAGAUUCAAUCCAGAAGUGGAAACAAAGUUCACUCCCCCAAAAGUAAAACUGGAAGCUGGGGUUUGUUCCAUCUUAAUCACAUUGACACCUCCCAAAAAAUGGCAAGACAACCAUCAUGUCCAAUCUAUUUCGCUCACUAAAAUUCUCCAUGAAUUAAAAUUUGAAGUGCUUGUUAUCAACAAAAAGACCAAUAAGUCGUGGACUUUCAUGGAAAACGGUGAAAUUAAAAAAGUAGACACACUGGAACAUGACACCACAUACUGCGUAACUGCCUGGUCAGUGGAACAUUCCACUUUUAGAAAAAGUGGCCCUUCUGAAACUCAAUGUACAACAACACCAAAAGAUCCAACAAAACAAAUGGUUAAAAUUAUUCUGUUUGGAUGUGUUAUGCCAAUCUUCAUUUUUAUUUUUUUGUUCGCUUUGAUGUGCUGCUUUAUGUACAAAUACGUGAAUGCCAGUGAUCAGAAGCAACCUAUAAAUCUGCUACAACAUGGUUACCCGUUAAAGAAAACAUUCCUGUUUUUUUCACCUGAAUCGUUGACCAUUAAUGUUAUGGUUCUGGAAAAUGGGAGCAGUAGAAUAUCAUCGCAUGGUUGUAUAGAUGCUGAUGAUUGCAGAAUCCCUUUAACAUCCCAGUUUAGCAACGAGUCUGCAAAUGAAUGGAAAGCCACUCCUUUAGUAACAAAAAGUGAAAAAAGUAUAUAUCAGUCUCAAACUGUUGAAAGUCCAACAACAGAAAACCGUGCAGGUGGCAAAGAGAGGGACGUGCCCAUAUCUGUUCAGUUCAAGCAAAGUGGUCCCUCAAAUGAAAACGAAAAGUUGAAAGGAACUCAGUCUGAAGACAUUGCAACAGAGAACAUCAGUCACCCUCAACAGCUGCAAAACGUCCAGCUGCCAAGUGAGACUUAUGGUGAACCGCUACAAUCAGGGUACAAAUCACAAAUGCCAUCACAGCCUCUAAUCAGCAAGCAGGCACAGGAUCAUGUUGAGUAUGCGUUCCUCGCAAUAGAUACAUGUCUGAACCCAAAAUAUGAGCAACUGCUCCACUCACCAAAUGGGAAGGCUGAGGAUCCACAGCAGAUGAGUUACCUGUCCCAAUCUCUUGCCAAUGAUCCAAACACAGGGACUAAAGGGAGCGAGGUUGACUGGGCUAAAGUUGGAUCCCAUGAUGCUCAGCAUGGGAGAGUUUAUCUUCCAAGAAUGCCACUGGAACAAGAACAGAGUAAUUAUAAGUCACAGUUUCAACCACAGCCACUAGCUGGAAAGCCUCCAAUGGAUGAUGUUGACCAAUGUCCUAUUGUAUUAGAUAGCAACAUACUGAAUGAAGAACACCAUAAUGAGGUGGAGGGGCCAGAUUUAACAGUAUUAGACUGGGACUUCAGUAAUUCCAGGCUGACCUUAUCUGCAUUACAUGUUAGGAGAGACUCAGAGAACAGUGAUUCCCUGUCAGAAACUAUAGAGCAACAGAAUAGUCUUCUGUCCUCUGUAUGUACAAAAGCUUUCCCAGAUGUAUCUUUAAAAACCGAAGAAGAAGCCUGUUUAUCAAAUUUCCAAGAACACUGGGGACUGUGCAUUCAAGUAUAGCAAUCAGUGAUCUUCGUAUGCAAGAGCCAUGUGUAUUUUCUGCAAAAUAUGCCACCAUUCUGUAUUUCCUUUUGUGCCAUUGUUGUAGAUCAUUCGCUGUCUUAUGUCACUUCUUUGGCUGAAAGAGUAACCAAGCAAUUUUCUCCUUAGCCUCUUCCUCCCCUUGGCUGAGUCCUGGGACACAUGAGACAACAGAAGUCAGUAACUUGGAGGCUCAUGGAAAAGAAGGUGCAAUGUAAAUUGUCACAACCAAUGGACACCAGAAGCUGUCAUAAGUAUAUGAAGUUUGUCAAUUUGUGUUUUUCCCCAUUCACCAUAUAAAUUUCAUUUCUGAAGUUUUUAAUAUCAUCUCUAACCCCAACACAUGAUGGAAACUUGUACAACUGUUACCACUCUCCUUGAUACACUGUCCAAAAUGGGAGUUUUGACAUUGGAAUACAAAUACUGAAGCAUCACCCAAUAUGCCCAAGGCUAACUGACGAUUUACCCAUACAUAAAUGAAAAGGAACAGGAAAAUAACCACGAUCCAUCACAAUGGUAAUUUUUAGUUGUCAAUUAGUAGCAUUGCAAUAUCAGGCAAAGCCAAAAAUCAGAACCUUGGAGGAAACCCUUUGGCACAAAAAUAUCAUGAAGUUCACUGAAACCAGAAGAAGGAGCUCAGGCAAGUCAGACCUGAGCUCCAAGUUAGUAUAAAUGGGGAAUUAUCUAAGGAAGCAGCAUAAUUGGCUUCUGAAACAGGAAAGCAUUAAAGUACUUACAGUGCAAGAAAAUGGUCAGGAAGCAGGACAAGGGUAUGAAUGAUGGAAAAAAUGCCACUCUAAGAUGCUACAGAUGCUAGCGUCCACCCGUUUUAACUUAAACAACCUCUAAUCAUAAGAUGUGGGAAGGGAGUUGGGUUAUGCUGCAGAGGACCAGAGUUUAAACUCUGUACACUUCCAUUGGGAAAUAACAUCCAAGGAUUUUUUUGCUUACUACCUUUAUGGUGGAUAGAAUAUUUUCUAUUUUUCAAACUUGAAAAUUGAUCAUGCAUUAUAAUACCCAGUUAGACCAAUGUGUUACACAAAUGGAGAGUGUCAAUAACCAAAGCAACAAAUUAAAGUUGUUGAAAGUAUUUUAUACAGUAUGUGCAGAAUAUUUUAGUAUUUUAGAGGUUUUAUAUUUUAUAUGCUGUUUUCAAUUGAUUAAGUACUCUGAACUGAGAUCUGGAUUCAACAUAUCACAGAGGGCAAUAGCUACCCACUGAAACCCAGAGUUUAUGGAAAGUGCUGCAAAUCCAUUUACAGAGAUAGUAUUUAAAAGAAAGGUGAACAGCAAAAAAAUAAGUAACUAACAUAAUCCGCCACAUUUCACAAAAUGGGAAUUUGAAAAUAAAAGCUGGAAGUCCAAAGUAUAUGAAGGGGAUAUGGCAAACAGAGAGAAAAGCUUCAUCUGAAGUGCAGUGUUCAGUAAUAUAAAACACAGUAAACAUCGAAAACAGAACCAGUACUGAACUGGAUG
Pristis pectinata (smalltooth sawfish) is the source of this 3518-nucleotide messenger RNA. RefSeq names its product interleukin-20 receptor subunit alpha-like. The coding region runs from base 90 to 2021 and encodes 643 amino acids. NCBI's taxonomy places the organism in Eukaryota, Metazoa, Chordata, Chondrichthyes, Rhinopristiformes, Pristidae. Gene Ontology annotation, molecular function: interleukin-20 binding. The transcript is spliced from 7 exons. The record is from RefSeq and is a predicted model, not a curated record.